Phytophthora infestans T30-4 is the source of this 1503-nucleotide messenger RNA. RefSeq lists its product as uncharacterized. Gene Ontology annotation, biological process: proteolysis. Gene Ontology annotation, molecular function: serine-type peptidase activity. The transcript is spliced from 2 exons. The record is from RefSeq and is a predicted model, not a curated record. The coding region runs from base 1 to 1503 and encodes 500 amino acids. Lineage: Eukaryota; Oomycota; Peronosporomycetes; Peronosporales; Peronosporaceae.
AUGCUGGCGACGAUGCUUAAGCCGUGGACGUUAUUACGCUUGGAUUGGCUGCUGACGCCUGAUGUUUUGCUGCAGGUGAUGAUACUGUGGCCACUGGAGCUAUACGAGGCUGUUGCAAUCCUUCCUGUAAGCUUCUUACGGCGCCACGUGCCCGUAUUGGGCGGCGCAUUAGUCGUGCUCAUGACCCUGCACGGCAUCCUGCUGCGAUUGUUCUUGGAGCUUCUGCGAGCCAUAUUCGCGCGUGUAACCUACUCGCGCGAUCCGGUGCUGACGUUCCGCAGCUUCUGGCGUGCCAUGCAGGAUCACUACGCCUUUUUGGAGCCCAGACGCGUGGACUGGCAGCUCGUGCGCCAGCUUUUCGGGGACGCCAUCCAGCCAGCCACGAGCGACGAUGACCUCUGGAUAGCACUACAAGAGAGCGUGUCGCUAUGUGACGAUCCGUCGCUCGCUGUCUCGCGUGUGGCAGGAUCCUCUGCAGGGUCUUUAGGACCCAGGAUGCUGACAGUGCGCGGUCACAAGCUACCUACUGCCGCGGCGCUGAGGUUCCAGCAACUAGCGCUGGCUGCUAUUGAGAGAGCUCAUUUGACUCAGGGAGGCCGCAGGAUCGCCAACAACCGCUUCGUCUGCGGUAUCUUAAAUGCCGAGACCUGUCCGGGAUGGAGGAUUGGCUACAUUUGUCUUACGGCAAUGCACGGAUUUGUUGAGUUCCCGCUGCCCACAGUCGACGCCUUAAUGCCUUCCUGGACAAGAGGAUCACCCGCAUCUAAAACGACAGGAGUAGGGGCAGGACAGACGCUGAUAGAAAUGGACGGCAGAGGGGAGGGAUCAUUGGCCGGUAGUUCCGUUACUGUGCCUGAGAUCUACGACUUGGAGUCCAUGCGCUGGUCAUUGGAAGCGAUCUUACUGGGAUUAGGAGACGUGGACGGUCUCAUUUUGGACUUGCGCUUCAACCAAGGUGGGGGCUCUCACGUCGCGGCAUUGACAGUCGCUUCGUUCUUUGCCAGCGAGAACAAAUCGGCGCUGGCUUUUUCGACGGAAGAAAAAUUGCCUGGUGCGACGCCGAGAUUCUCUAAGCGGAAAAAGUACUACAUACCCUAUACGUCGCGCUGCCCCCGCUACCGUGGCCCGCUGGCUAUUCUCCAAAGUCAAUACACUCGCGGUACGGCAGAGCUACUGUGUUUGUCGUUGAUGAAGCGUCCCCUUACGUCCAGAAUUGGUGCUUCCACCGCCGGGAGUCUGUCCCCCACCCGACAGCUGCGAUUACCAAACUAUUGGACAGUUGACAUCCCACACCAGAGGAUCUUUAGUGCGGACAAUGAACUCUUUGAAGGUCUGGGUAUCCCACCUACUGAAGAGGUGGCGAAGUUCCCUGCUCAAAUACUCAAUGGCAAUUCGCCAAAGAAAGAAAAAACGACUGCAGCUGCGGCCAGUGCCUCCUUUGAUCCAUGUGUGAGGAAGGCGAUCGACCAUAUUAUGGGCCUCGAGACAGCGCUUGACAAGUGA